Messenger RNA from Phlebotomus papatasi, 5156 nucleotides. RefSeq lists its product as uncharacterized. The coding region runs from base 373 to 3096 and encodes 907 amino acids. The transcript is spliced from 9 exons. Gene Ontology annotation, cellular component: plasma membrane. The record is from RefSeq and is a predicted model, not a curated record. Lineage: Eukaryota; Metazoa; Arthropoda; Insecta; Diptera; Psychodidae.
AGGCUCAGUUCUGAGUUGAAUCUCGUCAAGAGUGGGUCGUAAACAGGUUGGCUCAAGACCUUACGGUUUGUGAUCUAAUCACGGGUGUCAGUGUUAUCUUUUCACUCCUGUGUGGUGCAUCCUGGCUGGCCUGACAGGUACCCCUAUCAGUGGUCAGUGUGUCUGAGAGUUGCUGUGAUUUGUGAUAGUGUGAGGAGAGGAUUAGAAAAGGUCAAGGAAGAAAAAUACGGUUACGUAACGGAAUUCCUUCUGCGUGGAGAAUCCUCUUCACCCGCUUGAAAUCCUCUCGACCACAGCAAUCCUUGUGGUUACCUGAUGAAGCUGUAGCAUGUGACAAGGUGUUCACCGUGAAACACAUCCUCCCGUGACAUCAUGCUGCAAUUAGGAAUCCUCCCAGUGGGAGGAAGUGUGAGGAUUAAAUUACUCCUCUUCACUGCACUAAUAACCCUUUCGAACUGCAUUACACCGUCAAUAAUGCCACCACAGAAGCGAGCUGGCAAUUCAGACACAUUCAAGGAUCAUUGCAACAAAACUGUGGACAUCUACGUGGAUGUUGCAUCACCGGAAGUGACCAAUCUCAAUCGAGGGCAACCUCUUACGUGCUGGUAUCGCUUCCGGAGUUUUCGAGGAGCACCCCGAGACUGGGUUCUUCGACUGAGAUUCAACAAAUUCAAAGUCGGCACUCUCAUAAAUGCCACUCACUGUGAUGGAGGAUAUCUGCAGAUUGUGGAUGGUAAUGCUAAGACUGAUGUCUCCAAUCGCCGAGAACCAGGAAUGUUCUGUGGUGAAGCUGAACAACCGCAGACGUUCAUUAGUGAGACUAGCUACGUUAAAAUUCUCUUUCACACUGACAAUUUCACGGAUCAGACAUAUUUCUCAUUCGAAUCGAGAGCUGAACAACAAAUGGAAGUGUAUCUGCGCUAUGGCCAGCAUCCAGAAUUGUAUCCCAAUCGUCGUGGUGAAGUGGUCCAGGGGGCAUACUGUGAACGCGAGUUUAGGGAUUGUCGUCUGCAGACAUGCUACGUCCAGUCGCCGGCAUAUCCUGGUCUAUAUCCCCGAGCUCUGAAAUGUCGCUACCGGCUCCACACGAGGCAACCAUUUAUCAAGCUCUACUUGCAGAACGAGCACUUUGCUGUUGAUGGACAGAGGUGUGAGAAUAUCAUGACGUGUCCAAUGCGUGAAAUAGGGUCUGGAGUUGAACACUGUCCGUUCGAUUGGUUAGCCGUCUAUGAUGGACGCGAUGAACAUGCCUCGCUCAUUGGGCGUUUCUGUGGUAUGGGAAAAUUUCCAUUUAGCAUCAUUGGAACUUCUCAGCACAUGUACGUGGAAUUUGUAACAUCUCCAGCUGGUCCUUUGCUCAAUACGGGAUUCCAUUUUAACGUGGGCAACUGGCCAGGUCAUGUGGAAACAGCCGGUGUGAAAAGUGGUGCAUGUGACUGGCUUCUGAGUUCAGAUGCUCUUCGAGCUACAAGCGCAUCCGAAGGGAUCUUUCUUAGUGUAGCACAUUGGUAUCCACCUAACACCUCAUGCAACUACCACAUCCAAGGCAACGAGGGUGAAGUAGUUCGACUCUACUUUCCCAGUUUCCGUAUUAAUCGCAUCGAGGCUGCCAUUAGAAAGUACGAUGGAGAUUGCGCCGAAUCUCUUACCAUUUACGACUCUGGACGCCCAGAUCCAGCACGGAUCAUCAAGACUUUCUGUGAUACCUUUUCGAGACCAAUGGAAAAGGUGGACUUUGUGAGCACAGGACGAUCCCUUUAUGUACGCUUCGAGUCUCACACUGGAUCCUACAGUGGGAGUUCUCUCUACUACUGGGCACAUUAUGACUUCUUCAAUAAUACAAAGUUUGGAGAUGCUGUGCCAAAUACACUCUGCGAUGAGAUUUUCUAUGCGUGGAAGCUUACAAGGGGUAAACUCAGGUCCCCACUCAAUACCCUUAUCUACAAGAGAACAGCCGGAAGUGACGUCAGGUGCCAAUAUAAAUUCGUCACAGACAAAAGACUCUAUGCAAGAGUUGUUGUAGAAGUUACUGCAGUUUCCUUCAAGGAACUGCCUUACAAUAUGAAUUCUUGCACUCGGUGCCAUGAGGAGCGAGUGGACAAGCUUGUGGUGUGGGAAGAUCGCGAUAAGCAACAGAAUCACCUUGCUUGCUUCUGUGAUAAUAUACCACGAGCUGUUCGGGUAAUAUCAUCCGGAGACCAAAUGAAUCUGGAAAUGAUUGUACAAGGUCAACAUGCGACCGGAUCCUACUUUAAGAAUACCAAUCCACUGUUUGAGGCAAAUUAUGAAUUUGCCCAUGGGCCUCUGUGUGGUCCUAUUACGAUAGGACCGUCUCCAGAUGGUGAGCUGGUAUUUCCCUUUAGGAAUGCCCUUGGAUUACCUGUAUCAGGUGAACACAAGCACGAAAAGUGCAUUUGGGAGCUUCGGGUGGCAUCACAGAGAGAUCUGUGGCUGCAUUUAGAUAAAGCUCGCUUCUCGGAGAGAUCUUGCGAUCAGGGUCGUAUUGAAGUGUACCUGGCAGGACGUCUAGAGCCACGAUUUAUCAUAUGUCCUGACAAUACCAGUUUGGCGCGUGAUCUUCCAAUUCUGUCUGCAGCAGAAUUAGGUGCUCUGGACAAUGAAAAUGAACCUCUACCGGUACUUAUUCAGUACAUUGGAGACAAUACACCUGGACGUAAUGCUUUUCGCCUUGUAUGGACAGAAUUGUUCCAUUUGCCACGGAAUGCCGAUGGUACUCUUGCUACAUCAAUGCUUCAGGGUGGCGAUUGUGAUUUCCGUUGCCCGGGAGAUACUUCUGUUUGUAUUCCCAAACAUUUAGUAUGCAAUGGUAUCAUGAACUGUCCAAAUGUCACAGUUACUCUCACGAAUCUCGAAAAAGUGGCUCAGUAUAUCGAGGAGAAUCUCAUACGUUUGGGAAUUUAUGAUGAUCACCUCAAGACACUCACCCAUCUCACGGACGAAUCACCAGAGAUCUGCAACAGAACCCCACCUGAGGACUUACCUUACUUCAAGUUGCUGCUCAUCGCAGCAGGUCUCAGUCUCCUUCUGGCCAUAUUCCUUGCCAUUCUUUGUCGUAUGUGCCGACGAAAGUAUUAGAACAGGCGCGUCUAGAAUACCCUUCAGGGUGAUAAUAAAAUACUCCUGAUUUGUAUUUAUCACAAAAAAAAAACUAGUGAUUCUAUUGACUCACAAUGUAGAUUUUUAGAUGAAAAAAAAAAUGGUAAAAGAGUUGAUGUCUAUGAUUCCACGGGAAAAUUUAAUAAUUCUUUAUUUAAAUAUAAGCUACUCGACAAAUCCAAAUUCAUCUUUUUAAGUUUUACUGUGUUAUCACACUUUCACAUUAAAAUUUUAAUAUGAUUCACAUUAAUUGUCGCUGGUGAGAGUCCAAAUGUGUAAUUUGUGUAUUUCAAUAAUUUUAUAUUCAAAAUUUGAUCUAUUUGUUGAUAAAAAGGUAGACUUGGCCCGCAAAAUUUGAUAUAAAUUGAUUUAUAGCAAUAAUGUGAAAAAUUAAUGCGAUUUUCUCUUCAAUUUUUUAAUGUGAAAAAUAUUUACGCUUUAGGUAAAUUUAAACUUAUUUUUGCAGGCCAAGUCCACUUCUUUAUCAAUAAAUAGAAAAACCCCAAAUAUUAAGUGACUCAAAGACACAAAUAACAUAUUUGGACGCUCACAAGCGACAAUUAAUGUGAAUCACAUUAAAAUUUUAAUGUGCAAUUGUGAUAACGCCGUUAAAGAGAUAUUGUGUUCCAUUCCAUUUUAUCUUAUAAGUCAAACAUGAACUGCCAAAAGUAAAGUUUAUAUACAACAAUGAAAAUAUUUUAUUUAGAAUAAUAUUUUUGUGAAGAAUGGAGGUAUGACACGCCUUACGCAUUAUCGUGAAAAGUAUGAGCAAUAAACUUAUCGUUUCCAACCCGUGAGCAUCUAAUAGAAAUUGUUAAUAGAAGAUUAGGUAUGACUUCAAAUGAGCGUGGCUUUCUUUUCUUAAAAUCGUUUACUCUUCAGAAAAGUAAUAUUGGACUUCCUGAGUAAGUUUAUUGGAUAAAAAAAAAGAAAGCAGCUCUCGUUUGAAGCACUCCCUAACUGUGUUAUCACACUUGCACAUUAAAAUUUUAAUAUGAUUCACAUUAAUUGUCGCUGGUGAGAGUCCAAAUGUGUAAUUUAUGUGUUUGAAUCAUUUUAUAUUCAAAAUUUGAUCUAUUUGUUGAUAAAAAGGUAGACUUGGCCCGCAAAAUUUGAUAUAAAUUGAUUUAUAGCAUUAAUGCGAAAAAUUAAUGCGAUUUUCUCUUUAAUUUUUUAAUGUGAAAAAUAUUUAUGCUUUAGGUAAAUUUAAACUUAUUUUUGCAGGUCAAGUCCACUUCUUUAUCAAUAAAUAGAAAAACCCCAAAUAUUAAGUGACUCAAAGACACAAAUAACAUAUUUGGACGCUCACAAGCGAAAAUUAAUGUGAAUCACAUUAAAAUUUUAAUGUGCAAGUGUGAUAACGCCGUAAGACUAACUUUUAUCCUCAAUUGUUUGUCAAUAUUUUAAAAAUAUUGAACAAUUAAAAAAAAAAGUCAUUUGGAAAAAGAAUGGCAAAAUUUCAACAACCAAAAAAAAUUAAAAAGCCCUUGAGGAUAGAGAAUAUGUAUGAAAAUCAUCUCAAUUUACAGAAGCUGUAAAGAUCUUUUUUACGACUUCUGCACGACUUAUUCAAGUCGUCACACAUCAACACAUUAAAGUGAUAAAAAAAUAAUUGUUUGCCACGAUUUUUCACAUUUAACUGUAGAAUAUAUCACUUCAGAUGCGUGAGUGACAAACCACAAAAAAAUUAGAAAAGAAUGUAAGAAAAUUCACUUGCACAGAUAUUUAAGGAGAAUUCAUUAGAUUUUAUUGUGUAAAUAGAUGAAUAGAGAGAGAAUCUCAUUCCGUCUCAACUACAAUUUGAAAAUUUAUUAAGUGAUUUCCCUUCCUGCAGCUAGAAAAAUGAAUGUUGUUGGAAUGAAGAAAAAAAUAGAGAAAAAUUUUAAAUAUAAAAAUUAAAAUACUCUUUAUUUUUUAAAAAUGUGGUAACACUGAUGAGAGUGACAAAAAUGAUAAAAAAUAAUCUUAUGAUUUUAGAGAUGUUAUAAAUAAAAAUUGAGAAAAAAAUAGAAAGUUAUUCCUUAAAAAAAUAACAAAAA